Messenger RNA from Myxocyprinus asiaticus (Chinese sucker), 3702 nucleotides. Its product is annotated as metabotropic glutamate receptor 8-like. Lineage: Eukaryota; Metazoa; Chordata; Actinopteri; Cypriniformes; Catostomidae. The record is from RefSeq and is a predicted model, not a curated record. Gene Ontology annotation, biological process: G protein-coupled glutamate receptor signaling pathway; regulation of synaptic transmission, glutamatergic. The coding region runs from base 444 to 3134 and encodes 896 amino acids. The transcript is spliced from 12 exons. Gene Ontology annotation, cellular component: membrane. Gene Ontology annotation, molecular function: group III metabotropic glutamate receptor activity.
CGAGAAGAAAUGAUGCGCUCGUGCGCUCUGCGUGCCUCUCUCGCGCGCUGUCACUCCCAGCAGCAUCAAAGCAGCAGCAGCGAUCAGUGCGCGAACAAACUGGAAAAGGAGCGCGAGCUCAGCCACCUGCAGGGUUCUAAUGGGCUGUGACCUUGGUACUUCAGGAGCUAGCAACUAUGUGAUUGCCUCAUACUCCCACAUCUCUGUUUUUGCAGUCCCCUUUCUCAUUUAGCCCCCCAAAUUUUCGACAUCUCCUAGCCCCAACCCUACAAAUCCAAUGUUCUCCUUGGUGGAUUCCAAAAUUUGGUGUACAGUUCCUCCAGCAAGGGGCACCGAUGACCCUCUUGAGAUAUUGCAGCUUUUCCCAACUGGAUUCCCAUCACUGUAAUUGUACCACAAACUGCUGCUUGUACAUUUGGUUCCAUCCAUAGCUUUAUGCCGCCAUGGUGAAGGCCUUAGAAUGGUAUGGUUGUCUUCUUAUGCUGACGUGGGUGAUCAGCUCAGUCAGCCAGCGCACUGAUCCAUUGUUACCCCCUGCCCCCGAGUAUGCCCAUUCCAUAAGACUGGACGGUGACAUCAUCCUAGGCGGUCUGUUCCCUGUGCAUGCACGGGGAGAGCGUGGCGCCCCCUGUGGCGAACUUAAGAAAGAGAAAGGAAUUCAUCGAUUAGAGGCCAUGCUCUUCGCCAUUGACCUCAUCAAUAAAGACCCCGACUUGCUGCCCAACGUAACAUUGGGGGCGCGCAUUUUGGACACCUGUUCGCGUGACACGUACGCCCUGGAACAGUCACUUACCUUUGUACAAGCACUCAUUGAGCGUGAUUCUACUGAUGUACGAUGCACCAGUGGUGAGCAGCCCAUCUUUGCCAAGCCAGACAAGAUUGUUGGUGUGAUAGGUGCAGCAGCAAGCUCUGUCUCCAUUAUGGUGGCCAAUAUACUACGCCUGUUUAAGAUCCCUCAGAUCAGCUAUGCAUCCACAGCACCGGAGCUGAGCGAUAACACUCGGUACGACUUCUUUUCCCGAGUCGUGCCGCCUGACUCCUAUCAGGCCCAGGCCAUGUUGGACAUCGUGACAGCUAUGGGCUGGAACUACGUCUCCACACUGGCCUCUGAGGGGAAUUAUGGGGAGAGUGGUGUGGAAGCUUUCGUCCAGAUCUCACGAGAAACCAGUGGUGUGUGUAUUGCUCAGUCACUGAAGAUCCCCAGAGAGCCCAGACCUGGAGAGUUUGACAAGAUCAUCCUCCGCUUGCUGGAGACUCCCAAUGCCAGAGCCAUCGUCAUGUUUGCAAAUGAGGAUGACAUCAGGCGUGUCUUGCAUGCUGCAAAACGAAACAACCAAACGGGUCACUUCCUUUGGGUGGGAUCGGACAGCUGGGGUUCCAAGAUAUCUCCAGUGGUUCAACAGGAAAGUGUGGCAGAAGGUGCUAUUACCAUCCUUCCAAAAAGAGCAUCCAUUGAAGCCUUUGACAGAUACUUCAAAAGCCGCUCUUUGUCCAACAACCGACGCAACGUUUGGUUUGCAGAGUUCUGGGAGGAGAACUUUGGAUGCAAGUUAGGGAUGCACGGCAAACGCCCUGGCAGCCCCAAGAAAUGCACUGGGUUGGAAAAGGUCGGCAGGGACUCCAUCUAUGAGCAAGAAGGGAAGGUGCAGUUUGUAAUGGACGCUGUGUAUGCUAUGGCCCACGCCCUGCACCGUAUGCAUCGGGAUCUCUGCUCAGGAUAUCUAGGCCUUUGUCCCCGCAUGAGCAACAUCGACGGCAAGGAGCUGCUGGGUUACAUCAGAAAUGUCAGCUUUAAUGGAAGUGCCAAGACCCCUGUUGUGUUUAAUGAGAAUGGAGAUGCCCCUGGACGUUAUGACAUCUAUCAGUAUCAGAUAACCAAUAGGUCAGCAGAGUACAGAAUCAUCGGCCACUGGACAGAUCAGCUGCAUUUAAAUAUAGAUGUCAUGCAGUGGGCAAGUGGGGAUUCAUCCCUGCCCCCAUCUGUAUGCAGCCUGCCCUGUCAAACUGGUGAGCGAAAGAAGGUUGUGAAGGGAGUGCCCUGCUGCUGGCACUGCGAGCGUUGCGAGGGCUACCACUACCAGGCCAGCGAGUUCACAUGCCAGCUCUGCCCGUACGAGCAAAGCCCAGAUCAAAACCGCACUGGCUGCCAGCCCAUUCCCAUCAUAAAGCUGGAGUGGCACUCACCCUGGGCCGUGGUACCCGUCUUCAUUGCCAUCCUUGGAAUCCUUGCCACUACGUUCGUGGUGGCAACAUUCGUACGCUACAACGACACACCUAUCGUACGAGCCUCUGGAAGGGAGAUGAGCUACAUGCUGCUAACUGGAAUUUUCCUAUGCUACGUAAUCACAUUCCCAAUGAUUGCAGCACCCGGAGUCAUUGUUUGCUCCUUCCGUAGGAUCUUCUUGGGUCUGGGCAUGUGUUUCAGCUACGCCGCUUUGCUAACCAAAACAAACCGCAUCCAUCGGAUCUUUGAGCAGGGCAAGUGCUCGGUAGCGGCGCCACGUUUUAUUAGCCCCGCCUCCCAGCUUGUCAUCACCUUCAGUCUGAUAUCGGUUCAGUUAAUGGGUGUGUUUGUUUGGUUUGUGGCCGACCCACCUCACACCAUUGUGGAUUAUGGUGAGCAACGCACACAGCACCCAGAAAACGCCCGCGGAGUGCUUAAGUGCGAUAUCUCAGACCUGUCGCUUAUCUGCUCACUGGGGUAUAGUAUCCUCUUGAUGGUCACAUGCACUGUUUAUGCAAUCAAGACCAGGGGAGUGCCGGAGACCUUCAAUGAGGCCAAACCUAUUGGAUUUACCAUGUACACUACAUGUAUCAUCUGGCUAGCUUUCAUUCCCAUUUUCUUUGGGACAGCACAGUCUGCAGAGCGGCUGUACAUUCAGACAGCCACACUGACCAUCUCUCUGAGCCUGAGUGCGUCUGUGUCUCUGGGGAUGCUCUACAUGCCCAAAGUCUACAUCAUCAUCCUGCACCCAGAGCAGAACGUCCCCAAACGCAAGCGCAGCUUCAAGGCCAUCGUCACUGCCGCCACCAUGACCAACAAGCUCAGCCACCUGGCCAGCGAGCGGCCCAACGGAGAGGUGAAAACCGAGCUCUGUGAGAGUGUGGACAAUAGUAAACAUGAAAGAAAAUAACAGCAUACACAUCUGGAAUGACAUGAGGCACCAUCCACAAAAACAACCUACGUCAGCUACACCAAUCAUGCCAUAUGAGCACACAACCUGAAAAGAACAUUCAGGAAUUGUUUGGCAUGACACUGUCUGGCUCAAAAACAAAGGGAACCAAUGACUGAAACCCAAGCAUGAGACAUCAAUGUUGUUUGUGGACAAAAGGAUGGACUCGUGAACCAAGAUUAUUAUUAUUUAUUUAUUUUUCUGAUAUUUUGUAAGAUCGGGAGACAAAAGCUGCCAUUUACAUUGGAAGCCAAUGAAAUGGGGACACUGGCAUAAGGGUAAGAGAAAAAAAAAAUGUAAAGGAAUAGAACAAAUAUUGGAGUCAACCAUGUUACAUGUUAUUCUAAUUGUAAGUAUUUUGUGGUCGUGAAGAUUUUCUCAUUCUUGUCCCACAGUGUCAGAUCUGCAUUUGAAAAUGCAUUUGUCUCUUUUGUAUUGGCUACUCUGGUCUAUAAAGUCAGGUUGUGAGUGUGCAAAUGCCAUGGUUGAAGCAUGCCAAUUAAAUUUUUAUACAAAUAAUUUAUUUAUA